Messenger RNA from Adineta steineri, 1170 nucleotides. Lineage: Eukaryota; Metazoa; Rotifera; Eurotatoria; Adinetida; Adinetidae. The record is from the annotation of a GenBank genome assembly.
AUGUAUAUUGGCACCAAUUUUUGGUAUGGCGCUAAUCUUGCUUCACCAGGACCGGGUGGCAAUCGUCCACGUUUACUACGCGAAUUGGAUCGAUUACAUUCAUUAGGUGUCGAUAAUUUACGCAUACAAGCAGGUAGUGAAGGUCCAAAUACAGAGCCAUGGCGUAUUGUUCCUUCGAUGCAACCUGAACCUGGUUCAUAUGAUGAAGCCGUUUUGGAUGGUCUAGACUUUCUCUUGUAUGAAAUGAACAAACGACAAAUGCGUGCAGUAAUGUGCCUGAAUAAUUUUUGGCAUUGGUCAGGUGGUUUUGGUCAGUAUGUAGUUUGGGCUGGAGGUGCAAACUCAAUUCCUUAUCCAGGCGAUUACGAUGCAUAUGAAUUAUUUUCUGCAAGAUUCUAUGAGUUACCACGAGCAGUAGAAUUGUUUAACAAUCAUAUUCAAUUUAUAGUAAAACGUACAAAUAAAUAUAACAAUAUAUCCUAUACAGAAGAUCCAACAAUUAUGUCAUGGGAAUUAGCUAAUGAACCUCGUCGUUUGAAUCUUACAUGGGUAAACCAUACUGCUUGCUUACUUAGACAACUUGCUCCAAAGCAAUUGAUUACUACAGGUGUCGAAGGCAGCAUUUCAUCGAAAAACUUCUCAAAUGAUCAUGCCAGUUCAUGUAUUGAUUAUGCCACAUUUCAUUUAUGGGUACAAAAUUGGGGUAUCUAUGAUCCCCACAAUGCUUCAGCUACACUGCCAUUAGCUCUAGAAUUUGCUAAGAAAUAUAUCGAUGAUCACGCCGCCUACAAAGAUAAACCCAUCGUAUUAGAAGAAUUCGGCAUAUCUCGAGACAACGAUGAUCAUAGUUCAGCGGCAUCUAUUACAGUGCGUGACAAAUAUUAUGAAGCUGUCUUUCAGUUUGCUUAUAAUCAUCACAUACCCGUCAAUUUUUGGGCUUAUGGAGGUGAAGGACGACCACGAAUUCCACGUGCUAAUUGGACACAAGGAGAUGAUUUUAUUGGUGAUCCACCACAUGAACCUCAAGGCUGGUAUUCCGUGUACGAUACCGAUAAUAGUACACUCGAAAUCAUUCGUCAUUUUGCUUCGAUGACAACAACAAAAUCAUCAGCCAACACAUUAGUCUUUUCUAUUGUCUUACACUUUUUCAUUAUAACAAUUUUCAUAUAA